Messenger RNA from Acanthosepion pharaonis, 912 nucleotides. NCBI's taxonomy places the organism in Eukaryota, Metazoa, Mollusca, Cephalopoda, Sepiida, Sepiidae. The record is from the annotation of a GenBank genome assembly.
AUGUUGAACGACGCACUCCUGAGCUGUGUCGGUAUCUAUCUAUCUAUCUAUCUAUCUAUCUAUCUAUCUAUCUAUCUAUCUAUCUAUCUAUCUAUCUCUGUGUGUGUGCACGUAUGUAUAUGUAUGUAUACAAAAUCGAGACGCACUCCUGAGCUGUGUCGGUAUCUAUCUAUCUAUCUAUCUAUCUAUCUAUCUAUCUAUCUAUCUAUCUAUCUAUCUAUCUAUCUCUUCUAUUCUAUCUAUCUAUCUAUCUAUCUAUCUAUCUAUCUAUCUAUCUCAGUGUAUUCACAUAUCCAUCCAUCUAUCUCAGUCUAUUCAUAUCAUAUCUAUCUAUCUAUAUCUAUCUAUAUAUAUCUGUUAUCUAUGUAUCUAUCAUUCUAUCUAUAUCAUCUAUCUAUCCAUCUAUCAUUUCAGUCUAUUCAUCUAUCUAUCUAUCUAUCUAUCUAUCUAUCUAUCUAUCUAUCUAUCUAUCUAUCUAUAUUAUUCUAUUCACAUCUAUCUAUCUAUCUAUCUAUCUAUCUAUCUAUCUAUCUAUCUAUCUAUCUCUGUCCGUCUCUCUAUAUAUAUCUCUGUUCAUAUCUAUGUAUCUAUCAUUCAAUUCAUAUCUAUCUAUCUAUCUAUCUAUCUAUCUAUCUAUCUAUCUAUCUAUCUAUCUAUCUCAUCUAUAUCACAUCUAUAUCUAUCUAUCAUCUAUCUAUCUAUCUAUCUAUCUAUCUAUCUAUAUAUAUAUAUAUAUUAUAUAUAUUUAGUCAUUCACAUCUUAUCUAUCUAUCUAUCUAUCUAUCUAUCUAUCUAUCUAUCUAUCUAUCUCUGUCCGUCUCUAUAUAUCUCUCUGUUCAUAUCUAUGUAUCUAUCAUUCAAUUCAUAUCUAUCUAUCUAUCUAUCUAUCUAUCUAUCUAUCUAUCUAUCUAG